AUGCCCAAAGAACCGAAACCACCUUCACAGAGAACGAACCUCGUGAAGCGCGCUUGCGAUGCGUGCAAGAUUCGGAAGGUGAAAUGCUCAGAAACUUCGCCAUGUCGCGGCUGCGUCGCGAGUGGCAUCACAUGUACCUUCAAGAGCGUCCAAGCUACGCGAGGACCGCGGAGUCUGCGCGCAAAGACGAUAGAGAAGAUUUCUGCUGCGCAGUUUGGCAAUGAAGGUCCGCUGGCACCGGAUGAGGCACGGGCGCCGGCGGGCCCGUCGUUCAACAAUUUCACUGAUGCUCCGCGCGCGCCGGCUCCAGAAACUGCAAGUUUGCUACGGGCACUGGAGACCUAUCGCCAGAGGCUGUAUCCGAUAUGGCCUAUAGUCGAUGUGCGCCGACUCCAGGAAGGGCUGGCCGGGGGAAACCCACAGCUUCGCUUGCUGUCAGUUGCCAUCCGUCUAGCCACUAUCGCGCAGCUUCGUCUCGAGGCCGUCUCGCCUAACGAGGUUCCUCGAACAAGUCUUGAGGAUUUUGACGACAGCCUCGGUUUGGACGGGCUGCGAGUUGCCUUCUUCUUGCACAUCUACCAUGAAAAUCAAACACCAGGAGGCGGCAAAAGCUUGCUGUACUUGAGGCAGGCCAUCACCAUGUCGCAAGUCAUGCGUUUGGAGAGGGAGGCAUCGUAUCGAGGCUUGCCUGAGGCUGAACAACAAAUGCGCAGGCGCAUUCUUUGGCUCCUGUUCGUCACCGAGAGAGGGGUGGCUAUGCUCCAUAAGCUGCCUGUCAUUCUCAAGCCGGCCAUAGUAUUCCCAAUCCCGAAUGGCGAUGAUCAAACCCACGUCUUGCCAGCCUUCCUCAAGUUAGUCAACUUGUUCUGGGUAUUUGACCAGUCGGGGAUAUUCGAGAUUCUCCAAAACUCAGACUCGGAUAUGUCAAAUAUGGCAUCGACGGCUCGAGGAUGCCUAGAUCUCUUGCAAAGUCGUCUGCAGGAAUCCGCAGUCGACUAUGAAUCCAGCAAUGACGUCCAAAAAGCUGACAUCUUCGUAACGCGGCAGUGGAUGCGGGCUGUACUCUGGCGGGCUGCCGUCAGGUUUGGGAUGGCCACCAUGACAAGCAGUCCUAUACGCAUUGCCAAGGAGUUUUUGAACUUCGUGUCACAACUGCCCCAAGCUGCUAUAGAAGCUCAUGGCCCUACGAUGGAGUUCAAGACGUAUGAUAUUGCGACCGCGGUCAUCGACGCUGUGACCAGCAAUAUCUCCGUCAGCCCGACGGACCACCCCGAGGAGAUUCUGCUGGGACUGCAAAGAAUCCUGUCGUCCUCUCGUGGUGGCAACAAGGCUCUGAUGGCUUCUCUGUACUUGAAAAUGGCAGCCAUUUCACCGAACCCGCACACCAUUCUUGGAAGUAAUGCGCGCAUUGAGGAGAUCAAUGACAACGUUGGGCACCUAUCUAGUGGGGGCCCGUCCAAUGGCUCUAUGAUCAUGCCGACCGCCUGGACCGAUCUUGAUGACUUACUGUCGACGAGCAGUAUACCAAGGGCAGAUGGUUCAAGUUCACCGAAUUAUCAUUCACUAGACCAACAGAACCAGCAGAUGUCAUGGCCGCCAUUAGAUUUUAGCACUCCGCUACUGCGAACACCCUCUCCGUUGACGCGCAUGAUCUUCGACGCUGCCCAGGGGAACGACGAUGAGGAGCUCCCUGGCUCAGAGACCGGUUGGAUAACAUCUGCAACUUGA
Molecule: messenger RNA, 1728 nt
Organism: Neoarthrinium moseri
Lineage: Eukaryota; Fungi; Ascomycota; Sordariomycetes; Amphisphaeriales; Apiosporaceae
Exons: 1
Coding region: 1-1728 (575 amino acids)
Biological process (GO): DNA-templated transcription; regulation of DNA-templated transcription
Molecular function (GO): DNA-binding transcription factor activity, RNA polymerase II-specific; zinc ion binding; DNA binding
Source: RefSeq, a predicted model, not a curated record